AUGACAGAUGACACUAAAUAGUUGUUGUUUGGAUUUGUAUUGUUCGAAUUUGUAACACGCGCUAUUGCAUAUUUAUUGGUCACCACGUAUUUAUGUAUUAAUUCCCGCCAAAAAACUUUUAAGUGUUACAUUCCCAAACCAAAUAAUAUUUGCUAAGAAAAUGGGUAAAAAGACGCAAGCAAAUGUAAAUAAGAAUAAAGAGAAACGCAAUGCAAGAAAGCAGGAGCAACGUCGAAUCGCGGAUGGAAUGUCGAGCGUAAAUUCAGCCAAUAAAUUGAAAGAUUUGGCUACACUGUGCAAAGAACUCCUUGUUUACCGGAAUAAUGAAUUAGAAGUAGAAAUGUACAUUCAACGGGUCACUGAACUGGAUAAGAACGUUCUUGAGUGGGCGAUUGACUUAACUGAAAGGAAUAUGAAACAUUUAUAUGAAACCUGUGCCUGGGGAUGGAACCGGGAUCGUAAAGUGGAGGAGAUGACAGAUGAAGGUGCAUGGUAUCUCAUUGCAAGGGAAAAGAAAGGAACACUACUUGCAUUCUCACACUUCAGAUUUGAUAUGGACUUUGGGGAUCCAGUUCUAUAUUGUUACGAGGUGCAGGUGGAAGCCGAAGGUCGACGACGCGGCCUUGGGCAGCGCGUGCUCAGUGUCCUUGAGAAGCUCGCUGAUGCCACGCGCAUGCGCUGCGUACGCCUCACUGCGCUCACGCACAAUCCCUCCGCCUCUGCGUUUUUCAGAGCUUGCGGGUACAGUUUAGACGAAACGAGUCCGGGUCAAGACGAGGCAGCUCACUAUGAGAUCCUAAGCAAGUUGACUGAGAACCAACAAGAUGGGGAUGCGACACAGGAGAAAUGUCCCCUUAGCGAUGGCAUGAAGGCCGUGCAAGUAGGCAACCCGCAAUGA
Messenger RNA from Spodoptera littoralis (African cotton leafworm), 898 nucleotides. Lineage: Eukaryota; Metazoa; Arthropoda; Insecta; Lepidoptera; Noctuidae. The record is from the annotation of a GenBank genome assembly.